This is a messenger RNA of Cladocopium goreaui, 1297 nucleotides long. NCBI's taxonomy places the organism in Eukaryota, Dinophyceae, Suessiales, Symbiodiniaceae. The record is from the annotation of a GenBank genome assembly.
AGGUUGAUGGAUGUCGCACCAAGAGACCUCAGCCAGAUCGCCAACGCCAUGGCCACCAUCGGCCAAACGGAGGAGCGCUUCUUCGCCUCCUUGGCUCGCGCGUCCGUGGCGCGCUGCGAACGCUUUGCGGUGGAGGAGAUGCUACUCUUGUGUUCGGCCUUCGACAAGGCUGGCUUGGUGCAUGUCCCCUUGCUGGAAGCAUCUGCAAAGCUGCUUAGACAUCAGGUCUCGCAGGUCCCUGGUGCUGACCUUGCCAAAGGUUUGAAGAGUUUGGCCACCUGCUGUGUGAGAGAUUUGGACCUCGGCAAGGCUGUGGGUGAAUACCUGGCGGAAGGCCCCAAGGGUGGCCUGACAUCAGAGGAAUUCUGUUCACUUGCCUGGACGUUUGUAACCUUGGGCUUCUACCAUGAUCAGAUGUUUCGGGCUGUUUUCAAGGCGCUAGAGGACGCUCCGAGCAUGCCGGGCGACACGCUGUGUCAGCUCUACGAGAUCCACCUGGCCUUGAAGGCCUUCAGGGACGACUACGGCAAAUACGAGCUGGAGGAUGCAGCAGUGCAGAGCUUGAAGGCUCACUAUCGAAAACAGCGCGGUGGCAAGUUGAGAGACGUGAAGCUGGACCGCUCAGUGGAAAAGGUUUGCAAGGACAUUGCUGAUUCUCUGCAGAAAGUGGUGAGCGGCUCUGUUUCGCGCCAGCAUCAAACUGAGCUUGGUAUGGCCGUUGAUAUCGCGGUCAACAAGAAGGGCAACAAACCCAUCGUGUUUAUUGAGGUAGAUGGCUCUCACUCUUUAAUGAGAACGUUGGAUCUCAAUGGAGCCUCCCAGAUUUCAAGGGUGAGAGGAGCUGUCCUUCUGAAGCGCUACCUGCUCCAAAAGCAUGGCUUUCGAAUAGCUGCCGGGCAUCUCAAUGGUGAUACUCCGCAAGUUUCGUUGGGAUAUUAGACCCAUCAAUGGUGGGCUAUCCCAUUUAUCCCACAUGGCUAUGAAUCAAUACCUAUAUUAAUACCAUUUUUAGAGGGAUGAACAUCCAUUUACCAGCUAUUUUGAUGUGAACUACAGGGGUACUAUUGGUUUUGACACACUGCCACAUGAAUCCACGACUUUCAUAUCCCUAUCAUAUCCCAAGGCAUCCAGGUCUCCAAUGACCUGUCCGACCUGUCCGGACAGGUGGUCCCUGAAGACUUUUGGCGAAGUCUCCCAGACAGCCGAGAGAAGAGGGACUUCCUCCGAGAGCUACUACGAAGUGCCGGUGUGCCUUCAAAGCUGUUGUGAGGAAAAGAGCGGUUGAGCCAUGGGCGAG